Dermacentor andersoni is the source of this 5347-nucleotide messenger RNA. The record is from RefSeq and is a predicted model, not a curated record. NCBI's taxonomy places the organism in Eukaryota, Metazoa, Arthropoda, Arachnida, Ixodida, Ixodidae.
GCUUGAAUUAGUAAAGGCAAGGCGCAGAAGAACAGGACUCCAGAAGAACACACAUGACAGGACCGGCGCCUUCACAACUAAGUUUAUUUCCGCAACAAGCCUGCCUUAUGUAGGUUAAUCAAGUUGAGUCACACACGAAACUUGAGAAGUAAAAUACAGCAAUCUAUCGACGACUCAGGAAUUGUAUCUGGCACAAUAUAUCAGAUGAACAAACAUGAACCACAUGUGGUGGAGCACCAGAAGCAAUUCAUUGUGCAACGUAUUUUCCAAGCCAAUGGGGAGAAAAUGUGAGACAUAAAAAGUACUGUCUACGCUUCACUAUCAAACUAUCCACAACAUAACACACACUUCAAACGCCUAAGGCCCAGUCAGUGAUAAAACCCGGACCUGCCGGUCCUGUCGUGUGUGUUCUUCUUGAGUCUUGUUCUUCUGCGCCUUGCCUUUACUAAUUCAAAUUGUCCAUUUUAGUUUCAUGUUUUUUUAUUUGAUUUUAUAUUAUUUUCUUUCAUUCAUAGUUAUAUUUCAUUUUGUAUGCUUCAUGUGUUCCAGUACGAUUUGAUGCCAUUGUUGUUUUGCAUUUUAUAAAUUAUGUAGGAGAGAAACAUACUAUGCUCAGUUUAAUAGGUCAAUGUGUAAUGCAAUGUCACAUAUGCAAAGUCAUAUCAUUGUUUGGGCAUAACAUUGAUAUUGCGUGCCAAAUCCAAUGUCUAUGUAUUGCGGGCAGGGGUUUGUACGUAUUCAGGACACUUAUUACGUAUAGAGAGAGAGGAACUUGGUGUGAGACAUGUACUGCAUCAAUGUGCAUGCCACAACUGUAAUAUGCGAGUUGGGUAGGCCAAGGUUUUCCCGUAUUUUGCCUACAACUGUGGCAGCCCUUUUCGUUUGCUAAUGUGGCACUUUAGUUCCAUCAAAUAAGCAAUGGAUUCUUCACAUCAUCUUCAUUUGCUCCCUGUCUUUGCAGGUUUCAUGUCAUCAGGGUCACUGCAGCAGUAUGACUCACUCGUGUCAAUGCGUGGCAAUCUGCAUUCCUGCCGGCUGUGCGAUUACGUGACCGCAAUAAAGUCAAGCAUGCAAGCACAUCUGCGCAUACAUACUGGCGAGCGCCCCUUCAAGUGCCACUUCUGCCCUGAGGCAUUCACUUGUCUUUCUAACUUAAAGCGACAUGAACGCACACACACUGGCGAGCGCCCCUACAAGUGCCACCUCUGCCCUGAGACAUUCAUUGAUGGUACCAGCUUCAAGCGGCAUGUCUGCACCCACACAGGCGAGCGCCCAUUCAAGUGUCGCUUUUGCCCGAGCACAUUCUAUGACAGUUCCACCCUGAACCAGCAUGUCCACACCCACUCAGGAGAGCGCCCUUUCAAGUGCCGCUUCUGCCCAGGCAAAUUUGCUCACCGCACCACCCUGAACCGGCAUGUCCGCACCCACACAGGCGAGCGCCCAUUCAAGUGUCCCUACUGCCCGAGCGCAUUCUGCGACAGUUCCAGCCUGAAGCAGCAUGUGCGCACGCAUACAAAAGAGUGCCCCUACCAGUGCCACCUGUGCCCACAAGCAUUCACUCAGAAGUCCAAUCUAACACGCCAUAUACGCAGCCACACAUGAGACCAUUCUUUUUCCUGAACCCACCGCAGCGCCUCGUUUUCGUGGCAUCAGAAACUCUAUAUCCAUGUGUCCUGUCGCACUGAGGAGAAGCCCUAAAGGUCAGGGGCAUGGAGUUUUUCGUACAUCAAUCGGUUGAUCGAUUUGUUUGGCGGAACUGGUUACUCAACUGCAUGGAGAAGUUUCCGUGUUCAACCGUAUGGUUUCUUGUAUAUUACCUAGAAAGAAGUUGACUCCACUGUGAGAAUUCCACAGGACGACUGCAUCCAUGUGAUUUUAAAGCUGUGCUAGUUUUUUAGAAUAGAAGCGUGUCAGCCUUCUUUGUGCACAUUUUGUGGGAGUUAGUCGAGUUGAAGCACUUACUCUUUCUUAGGCUGCUCUGCAAGACAACAUUCCUACCUGUGUAAGACUCUGACCUGUAAUUUCAAACAAGAAAAAUAAAAAAUACAAAUGCUACGAUCCAGCAUUCUGCUUCAGUUGACAGCCAUGGCUAAUUUUCAGCAUUCCUUCUGUAAACAUUCAUUUGGUCAUAUGACUGGUGUUCACAGAUACUUGACUAAGCUGUGGAAUUUUUUCCCUUCACUUUGACUUAUGCGUUUGACACCGAAGUUAUUAAAGGCAUGGCUGAAAAAAAUUAUUGUAGGAGAUUUUAACUUCAUUUAGCUCUCAUAAUCGAGUGCCACCAGUAUUAACUGUGAAUACAAAAUUUGUAUUAACUUUGGUGUGUAGCGUAUUCACAACCAGUAGAUAAUUUCAGAAAAUGUUGCACAUGUAUAUGAAGAAAAAUAACUGAGUAUGAGGCAGCUCCCAACCUAACUUGUGCAAGGCUAUUGGUUUUGGACUAAAGACUAAAGACUUCAAGCCCUGUCAGGCAGAGACUUCAAGCAUUCAGCAAAAUGAAGUGAACAAUGCGUGCAUUCUAUGGGAUCGCGCAUACAACAUACGUAACAGCAUGUGUUUCAAGAAAAAACAAGCAUCCAAACCACAUAAAUGAUGAUGAGGCACUCCUGAGAACAACAUGAAGCGUCUAGCACACCCCACGUAUGUUUGCCGGUAAAGAUGUUGCGCAAGCUGCCAAGCAAUUAAUUCCCAUUACAUAAUUCAACUUACAAAUUCAAGCGAGUGAGUUUUCAUGGCAUUCACUAUGAAAUGAAGUUCAAUACUGGCAACUGUUUUGAUAUAAGCGCCGUCAAACUUGAUGUAAAAAUUUACUUCUGUUCCACUUACUUUUCUAACCAAGUGCCGUUUUAUGCAUGGAAGCAGAAAAAUAUCUGGGACAUCAAUGCAUUUUAUAUUACCCUUUGGGUAUGCAUAUCUGAAAACUGUUGUCAUCCUGUGAAUUAGCUACAUAUAUGUGUGCCUUGUAACCUCACCUACUACUAUUUGUAAAUUGUAGUGUGUGCGCCAAAAACAUAAUCAAGUUAACGUUUAAAUGCCAAAUAUUUCGCAAUAAGAUUAUUAUUAGUUUUGAUAUUUUGUGUAAAUAAUGUUGGCUUUUUAGAGCAGUCAAGCUCAAAAGCUUUCUUAUGCUAUAUGAUGCUACAAAAUUAUUUGUGAAAAUUCUGUUAGCUAUAUGAAAAAAACACUGUAUUCAGGUUCUUUCAUCAUUGGUUUGCUUCGUGCUGCAAAUUGCUUUGUUUCUUGUUCCACUUUCUGCCAUUGCUAAGUGACUUUUUGCCUUAGCUGCAUUUCUUUUUUCAUUGGUUCUGUCAGGCUGUUUCUUAUUCAACAUUUAUGCAUCCACCAGUGACUGCGAAAGCUGGAGACUUUGAAUUCCCCUCCCUCUGUAUAUCUAUAACAUCUAUCCACGUUUGCUGGCGCGCUGUUCCUUGCCUGAUGUGCUGUUGCCCUCAGAUGUGGCUCUGUUCAAUACAUUUUUCUUUUUUUAUUGUUUAUUUAUUUUAUUUAUUUGAACAUACUGCUAGCCUCACAUAUGAGGCUGUUGCAGGAAAGGAGUUACAAGUGGUGACGUUAUAUUGAGUAGAUAUUGAUGUGACUAGUUGAAGAGUAAGGGACUUGGACAUACCUGUGCAUAUGCAAAGAUGUACCUUCACUAUCUUGUCCAUUGACUAUCUGAGUUUAGUGCCUGAACAGUACACAGGGCUCACAAAGGUCAAGUGUGGCCAAAAUUUUGACACACACCUGAACCGUGUACUGUAUAGUGCUCCUUGCUGAACUGCCUGUCAUUGUGCACCAGGCGUUUGACAUCCUGUGCCAGGGUCCUGGAAAACCGGUGACACAUUGCUGUUCAACGUUGUCUAGAAGGCGUGCUUGUGGAAGCUGUGCAACUACACAGUGAAGAGCUCAUUCAACUUGGCAAGAUACAUACAAAUAUGUACUCGCGAUACGUUGUACAGUCGUCAGCACUGUGCACGUAUCGCCUACACCAAAGGUAUACGCCUUUGUAGCCGUACACUUAUGCAUCAGUAUUGACAGUCAUUCAGCUGCCACACUGGCAGCUGUAUAUUUUAAAUGGAGGAUGAACUGCUGCUACCUAUGUGCACAAAUAAAUAGACCGUAAUUCAUUGCGGGAAUCGAAAUGUGGUGAAAAAUAUUUCACAGAUGUAUUCCUGUCUGACAACUGACACAUCAAAGAGAGCGAAGCCGCAUAAGUAGGUUCUCUUACCCUUCAGAAGUGCUAGGGAUCUGUUUGCUGGCUCGUGACCUUGUUUGAAUAUAAAAGCAGUUCCUCCUGCAUUCUCUUGUUGCUGCAUCAGAAACUGCUGUAACAGCAGUUUCUGAUGACAACACUAUUAAGAUAUAAAAGCCAGAAUUCAGUCAUCAGAAUCGACUCGGUUUUGGGUAACUGAUCCAAGUAGACACAUUGACCCCCCCCCCCAAAAAAAAAUAAUAUAGAUGGCCUUUUAAUGUAUCCAAUGCAUCAUAAUUAUUUUACAAAUAAGAAAAUCAAGGAACAGUAAUAUUGAUGUGAGUCCGGGUUCAGGCUGUAAGCUCAGUAACAGCAGUUUAUUUCUCUUGUGGAGAGAAAUUUGUUAUUGUCAUGUUCAGUGACUAGAGGAGCCUUCACCAGUACUGUCCAACCAGACUUUCGAUGUGCUGAAUGAACAUUGUCAAAGCGCUGACACGCUUGUUGUUUGGAGAAGGAACCAUUGUGACCAAGACUGUAAGCAGCUAAAAAUUUGUUCAAGACAAUGAUGCCAUGACAUUUUAAAAAAUGAGAUCUUAUGAAGUAGGCUUGGCAUGAGUUGGAUGAAUUGCUCAUAAUACAUACAUUGCAUUAUAAUAUAUUGUGAAGUGUAGCACCAUGCAACCCGCCUAGUGUUCAUUUUUACAAGGGGAAGAACUUUAUGCAAGUGUGUUAGUAUUUGUGCUGGCUUUGACAGCGACUUCUGUGCUGUGACAGAUGUGUCCAUGUCUCCGACAAAAUGAAAGAGUUCUUUGCAUCAGGCUUUGCCAGGGAACCAGCUCAUCAUAUUCUUAACAGAAAGCAUCCAAAUGUUUGCUGUGUUUCAUGGCAUGGCAGCUUUAUAUAUGAUUUAUUUAUUAUUGUGAUAGUGAUACGACUGUUUACUAAAUGCCUCCAAUGCAUUUUUUUGUUUGUCUGAACCAAGUGCAAAGGCCAGUCUGCAUGCUGCCCUAUCAUUCUACUGAAAUUAUGAAAAAAAAAAACCAUAAAUGUUCCGGCAGAACGUGUCCCACUAUGCAUGUCAACAUUAAUGCAAUUAGCGUUGAAGCAUUGCUGCGGUGCACUGUAUUGCCAAUGCCGAAAUGCAUCAUGUACAAGGUG